Molecule: messenger RNA, 1561 nt
Organism: Exserohilum turcica Et28A
Lineage: Eukaryota; Fungi; Ascomycota; Dothideomycetes; Pleosporales; Pleosporaceae
Exons: 5
Coding region: 1-1542 (513 amino acids)
Molecular function (GO): iron ion binding; oxidoreductase activity, acting on paired donors, with incorporation or reduction of molecular oxygen; monooxygenase activity
Source: RefSeq, a predicted model, not a curated record
AUGUUGUUAGCCGCCUGCUUUCUCGCAUCAAUCACUUAUUUUACCGCCAUCGUCGUCUAUCGUUUGUAUUUCAGCCCGCUUUCACGCUUUCCUGGCCCCAAAAUUGCCGCUCUGACUUUUGCCUACGAAUUCUAUUUUGACUUUUUCAAAGAUGGAGGUGGCAGGUACUGGUCUGAGAUCAAUCGCAUGCACGAUAGAUGGGGAUCCAUUGUACGGAUAAAUCCCUGGGAGUUGCACAUUCGAGACUCAGAUUUCAGCGAGUCAUACAAACUUUCUAGGAAAGGAACCAGACCAUGGUGGUAUUACCGGUCGAACGGCCCACCGAAUUCGGUACUACAAGCUGGUCCACACGAGCUCCAUCGCAUGCGACGUGAGGCUAUACUUCCCAUUUUCGCUCCAUCUCUUAUAAAAUCUCGUGAGAACCUAUAUGAGAAAUUAGUUCAAAAACUGCUUGCAAGGUUCCGAGCUGCGAAGGGCAUUGGUAGUGUAAUAACAUUGGGACAUGCAAUGCGAUGUCUAGCUAUUGACGUAACAUGUACAACAAAUCUCGGAUACAAUUUUGGAUUUGUCGAUACCCGAGACUUUGAACGUGACAUGUUCAACUUUGCAAGAACCUUGGGGCGCAUGAAUAUGAUCAGUCGUCAUAUCGGGCACUGGUUCUUUGGGGUGAUGCGAGCACCAGCACGCUGGGCCAAACGUGCGGAGCCCGCUAGUCCUGCCAUGGUGCGUGUCCUGCAUUUCAGGAAUUUGAUCGACAAGAGCGUCGCAGACCAGUAUUUGGCAAUAAUGACGGCUUCAUCUACGUCUGGAAAGGCCACUAUUGCAGACGAAAAGACUCGAUUCCGAUCUACUGUUGAGUGUAUUCUUGAUUCCAAUCUUCCAGCACAUGAGAAGCAACUUCAGCGAGUGGUAAACGAGGUCUGGUUAUGCAUCAAUGCGGGAAUCGACACGACUGGUCAAGCCAUGACGUGUGCGGCAUACAUGGUAUUAAGCCAUCCUGAAGUGCUCAAGAGACUGAGAGAAGAAAUUGGACAGUGCGAAGUUCGCCUUGGCCGGCUGCCUAGUUCCCAUGAAUUGCGGGAAUUAAGUUAUCUUAAUGCAGUCGUACAGGAAGCCUUUCGUCUCAAUCACCCUAUCGCUGGUCGUUUGCCUAGGACAGAUCCUGAUAAUGAGAUCCUGUACAAAGACAAAGUGAUUCCGAAGAAUGUCACGGUCUCGACUUCAACGUUCGAUGUUUACCUCGACUCCAACAUUUUCCGCGAUCCCCACAAAUUUUUGCCAGAAAGAUGGCUUGAUGAGGGCGAGCGAAAGCGCCUACGUAAGUACGUCAACAAUUUUGGGCGCGGAGCCCGCAAUUGUGUCGGCAUGGAGGUGGCGAACAUGACCAUCUUCUUAACCUUGGGACGCCUUUUUUCGCCUUCACUUGACUUUGAAUUGUCAUUGCACGAUACAAGUUUUGAGCGCGAUGUUGUUUUUUACACGGACUUCUUUGGGACAUUUCCUACGAAGGACUCGAACCAUGUUCAAGUAACUGUAAGGUAAUCAAAAUGAUUCAAUACAA